AUUGCCACUUUGAUUAUUUGUCAAUGUAAAUUCAAAGAAUGUUGAACAAAAAUUGAAGCAUUCCUUGGACUGAGUAUUAGCAAACUGGUGGCAGUAGCAAGUUUGGAGUUAUAUAAACACAACGUGUGAUGCCAAUAAAAUCAUCUAUAGAUCUUUUGUUUUGAGAACUGUCUAUACAGAAAACAAAACCCAGGAAACAAAUAGAAAAUAUAGAACUUGAUCAUAACCAACUAUUAGUUGGAACAAAUCAAGAAAUAUGUCAAAUAAGCAUCAUGAGGACUAUUAUAACGACAAAUAUACAAACAAUGGAUUCGUAAAGGACCUACCCCCGGCAUAUAAUGCAGUAGAAAAUACUAAUGUAGCCUCAGAAAUCCCUCCCAAAGGUGCAAAAGAGACGGCGACGGAAGAUGAUUCUAUUUCAAACGUCAGUGCUAAAGAAACGUUUUCCUGUGGGUUUGCUACCACAUUCAAGGAGCUUUGGGCAUAUAGAAAUACUUUGAUCAUUAUCCUGACCCCACUUGUACUGCUACCCAUUCCAAUUAUCAUAAACACUGAACCGUCAAGGGCAGGUUACCUGCUACUAUGGAUGGCUACAUGGUGGGUCACAGAAUGCGUACCUAUAGCUGUGACAAGUCUGCUACCUGUAGUUAUUCUACCCUUGAUGGGGGUCAUGAAACCUGGCCAGAUUAGCAUCAACUACAUGAGGGAGACUGCCAUGUUGUUUAUUGGUGGACUAGUGGUUGCUAUAGGAAUCGAGAAAUGGAAUCUCCAUAAAAGAAUUGCCUUUAGGAUAUUAUUGAUAGUAGGAUCUAAACCAGUUUGGUUAAUGAUGGGUUUCAUGUUGGUGACCUGGUUCUUGAGUAUGUGGAUUAGUAACACUGCAACCACAGCUAUGAUGCUGCCUGUUGUGUCUGCAGUCCUCGACCAACUUGACCCCACCAAAUUAGAUGAUGAAAUGGAUACUGAAGACGAACAUGAAUCACUAGAAAAGAACAAUCAUGCUAACAACGGCAGUGCUGGGACUGAGAUGAAACAGUUGUCUGCCUCUACAACACAUAGUGAGGUCACCCUAGACCACCAGCAAACAGAGGCAGAGAAAGCGGAAAGGGCAGAGCAGUGGAAGAAGGAAUACCAAAAUUUGUGCAAGGGCAUGAACAUAUGCAUAUGUUAUGCUGCAAAUAUAGGUGGCACUGCAACUCUCACCGGGACAACGCCUAACCUUAUUAUGCAGGGGUCAAUAGGCAACCUUUAUGAAGAACGAGGGUUGAAGUCUCCAUUAAGUUUUGCGACAUGGAUGGGUUUUGGAUUACCCGGGGCUGCUAUCAGCGUCAUUCUAUGCUGGCUGUGGCUUCAGAUCUACUUCUUUGGCUUCAAAGGAUCAAUAUUUGGACUUUGCUGUGCCAAAAGAACUGCCCGUGGAGACCGUGAGAGUGAAGCUGUAUUAAAAGUUCUGAGAAGAGAAUAUGAAAAGCUAGGCCCUUGGUCAUUUGCCGAGGUGAUGAUUUUAAUUCACUUUGUUGCACUUGCUCUAUUAUGGCUACUCAGGGACCCACAAUUCAUUCCUGGAUGGGCCUCACUUUUCAAAGAAGGGUAUAUUAAAGAUUCAACACCGGCCGUUAUUAUAACGAUAUUACUGUUUAUUGUACCAGCUAAAAAACCAACAUUCUUCUGUCUUCGCAAACCAGGUGAACGCAGGGGGCCAGUGACUGCAUUAAUGGACUGGGAAACUGUAGAGGAAAAGUUUCCCUGGGGAGUGUUGCUACUACUUGGAGGGGGCUUUGCAUUGGCAGAAUCUGCUACGGUAUCAGGAUUGUCAGCCUGGAUCAGUGAGCAGUUAACAGGCUUAAAGAAUCUACCUCCCUGGGCCAUGGUGAUGAUAAUCUGCUUCGCCGUUGCUAUGAUCACACAGGUCACUAGCAACACAGCAAUAACCACACUCAUGAUGCCCAUAUUGAGUGGUCUGUCUAUAAAUAUUGGAUUGCACCCCAUGAUACUUAUGCUCAGCGCUACUAUAGCAGCGAGUUGUGCUUUUAUGUUGCCUGUAGCAACGCCUCCAAAUGCAAUUGUGUUUGCGUAUGGUCACGUCACAGUAGUUGAUAUGGUGAAAGCAGGGUUUAUGAUGAACUGUGUAUGUGUCCUUGUGAUCACACUUGGCAUCAAUACUUGGGGAAAUGCCAUGUUUAAUCUUAGUGUAAUGCCAUGGAACACUACGACACCUGUUGCAAAUGCCACAAUGCUGUAUGCUCCUGUGAGCCCCAUAGUUGAUAACCAACUCUGGAACCAAUACAUUGAACAGUAUUAGAUAUU
Molecule: messenger RNA, 2307 nt
Organism: Owenia fusiformis
Lineage: Eukaryota; Metazoa; Annelida; Polychaeta; Sabellida; Oweniidae
Source: the annotation of a GenBank genome assembly